Messenger RNA from Strongyloides ratti, 3435 nucleotides. RefSeq lists its product as hypothetical. NCBI's taxonomy places the organism in Eukaryota, Metazoa, Nematoda, Chromadorea, Rhabditida, Strongyloididae. The record is from RefSeq and is a predicted model, not a curated record. The transcript is spliced from 3 exons. Bases 1 to 3435 code for a protein of 1144 amino acids.
AUGCUUGGUAAUCAAAAAAGAAGUACAUUCUUACAUAAAAUUAUUUUUUUGGCAGUUACAAACUUUUUAUUUUAUCCUGUUAAUGGAGUUUCUUCCUCUGUACUUUCAAUUCACCCAACUAGGGAUGUGUUUAUUGUACAUUCAUUUGAAAGAAAUAUAAAAACUCUAGAAAAUGACACUAAUAUUGGAGAGGAAAAAGAAAUAUUUAUGUUAAAUGGUUGCCCAUACUCAUUAGAACAAAUUGUUAGCUCAAGUAUUGGAUCAAAAAGUUACUCUUCUCUUUUACCAUCCUUACACUCUAAUCUUCAUUGUGGAGUGGGGUUAAGAGUUGUUGAUAAAAAAGUUAAUAUUGAUAAACCAUAUGUAGAUAUUAUAGUACAUGGAUAUAUGGAAUGGUUACAAUUUUUUAAAACAACAUUAUGUAUAACUUUUGAAUUAGUUAAUGAUCGUGGAUAUAAAAUAACAGAAGAAUGUUUAAUAUCAAUGAAUGGUAAUCAAACAUGUCUUAUGAGAUUAAAUAUUCCAUUAUUAUGGUUUCCAACUCCUGAUACUAUACAAAUUGAUGAAAAAAUGUCUAGAAAAAAUUUACAAAAUUAUCAAAAAUUAAGAGGAAGUUAUUCAAUAUCAUCAUUACAUUGUUAUCCACCUAAUCGACAAAUUCCAGAAAAAGAUGAUGUAUUAUUAAAGACACAAAUGAUUAAUUUAAAAAAUACAAUAUUAGAUGAAAGGUAUAAUUGGAGUAUAUCAUUAAAAAGCCAUCAAAAUAUAUCAAUUGAAAAUAAUUCUUUAUCAACAUUUUUUAUUCAUUUUAAUUAUCAAAAGUAUAGUAAUGAAAGUGGUGAAAUAGAUAAAUUACUACAAAAUGGUACAUUAUAUUUAAAAAUAAAAAUUAAAUUGCCACAAAUUUUUAAUCUAUAUAAAGCAUCAACACUAUCUCCUGAUGUUUGGGAUAUGAGAAUUGAAAAAGAUAAUAAUCUACAUAAUAAAAUUACAUUUAUACUAUGGUUAAAUAAUUAUGAAGCAAUAAAAAAUGGUUGGGAAGGAACAUUAUUUGGUAUGAUUAUUCAAAGUAAUGACCAUAAUAAAAAUAAUGUUGAAACAAUUUUUGAUAAAAAUAUUGAUGAUAAAAAUAAUAAAAGUAUUUUAUUACAAUGGUCAAUUCAGGGUACUGUUAUAGGAAAUGAUAUUGUUAAUGAAACUAAAAUUAGUGAUAUAUUAAAUAAUUCUAAAAAAAGACAAGUUAAUACAUCUUUACUGGUAUAUGGUGAUGAAAUAGAAAAAUUAGGAAUCAUAAGUAAACAUAAUCAAAUUAUUAAUAUAGCUAUUUUAUCAAAUUCACAAAUAUCAUCAUCAUUGAAAAUAUUUGGUAUUUAUAAUUCAGGAAAUUUUUAUGAAAUAUCUUCUAAUGUACAUUGUACAUCAUCAGAACCAAAAAUACUAAAAACAUCACCAUCAUGUGCUAUGAUAUAUGUUGAUGGUAGUGAAUCUCGUGGUUCAAGUGAUAUAAUAAUAACAGCAAAAUAUUAUGAUAUUUCUAAUAAAAUUAAUUUUAUUGUAUGGUAUCCAAAAUUUCCUUUAAAAAUAUGGAUAGAAGAUGAUAUUUUAAAUUCAAUUCAAGAUUGGUCUGUAGCUGUAUGGAAAUGGUUAAGUAGAAGAAAAAAAAGAAAAAGAAGAGAAGCCAAGACAUUUGCAUGUAGAGAAAGAUUUCAACAAACUGAGGUUAAAGUUUUAUCAAAUUUUUAUUAUACAAAUCAAAAGACUGGUGAAGAAAUAUAUUUAUCACAAAAUAGGGAAAAAUAUUUUGAUAUAACACCAUUAGUAAUAAAUAAAUUAACUAUUGAAAAUGAAAGUAUUGCUGAUAUAAGGAGAAUACAUGAUAAAUUAAAUAUAUUACCAAAAAAAUCUGGUGUUUCAAAAGUUAUAUUUAAAAAAUCUCAUAUACCAAUAGAAUUAGCUUCAACAACAAUAACAAUAUCAAAUGAACCAGUAUCAAUAAAUAAUUUAUGGUUAGAACCAGUAGUAAAUAUUGUUCAUUACAUAGAGACAACAAAUAAUGAGCAAUAUUUUCAUUUACAUAAAAUUGUAAAAAAUGAAUUUAAUUCACGAUAUGAAAGAGGAAUUCUUAAUAUAGGAUUAAAAUUUUCUGAUACACAUUAUUUACCAUUAGCAGAUGUACCAAGUCACGAAUAUAUAAUGAAUAUUCAAUCAAAUGAUGGUGAAAGAAUACUAGCCAUAAAUAAAAAAUAUAAUCAUGGUGUUCCGGAAUUAAUUGCAUUAUCAGAUAUAAGUGAUGUUCAAUUAACUAUAACUGUAAAAUCACAGGAAACGUGUAAAGGAAUUGAUUCACCACCAUUAAUUAACGGGCAACUUGUUAUACCAAUAUUUUUCCCAAUAGAAGAUAGUAAACGUAUUGAAGUUAAUAUUAUUAAUGAAGAUGAUGAUGAAGAUAAAAGAAUUAAACAAGUUGAAGAAUUAUUUAAAAAAGUUGAAUCUAUUGAGGAUGAUAAAAAAAAUAACUUUCUUCUUAGUGUUCAUCCAUUUAUUUUAUUUAUUUUUCUUCUCUUAUCAAUAAUAUUAAUAAUACAAAUAAUUAAUUGUAGUGGAGAUAAACUUCAUAAUGGAUAUGAAAAAUUGGUAGCACCAAUAUUUGCUAGAUUAAACUCUAGUUCAUCAUUAUCUGAUAUUCAGAAGACAGAAGAUAGUUCAAAAGAAUGGAUUUGGUUACCUAGAAACUCAAUACAAAAACCAUCAAAAAAUUUUAGUUUUGGAAGUCAAUAUUCAAAUAAAUCAACAAUUGGUUUAGGUGAAAAAUUUUCUUCUGGUUCCUCUCCUGAUGACAAUUUAAAUAGAUCAAUUUCUGUUUCAUAUAGAGGAUCAGAGAUAAGUGUAUUUUUAUCUCCUAAUGCUUCAAUGGCUGUACCUGAAAAAAAUUCACAAUCUAAUAAUUAUUUUCAGUAUGCUUCAUGGAGGACAGGAAGAAAAAAUGGCAAAAAUAGAGGUUAUUAUUGUAAUAUGGAAUCAAGUAAUUCAGAAACGAAUUUAAAAAAAUGGAAUACUGAUCACCGUCUUACACAUCCAAUAAUUCCUGCACAUGGUAUUUCAAAUUAUGAAUAUACUCAACCAUCUGAAAAAAUUAUAGCCGGUUGGAAAGAGUAUAGAAAUAAUAGUAACGGAAAAAAUAAAUUAGUCCAUCUUCCACAAUGUUCAUUUGAGGAAGCUUCUAGAGCCUCUCCAACAUAUGAUAGUGAUGAGGAGUUACUUCUGGAUAGACCAAUGAAAACUGGUGAUCUUAUAAAUAGAUAUUUUUUGGAAAAUGGUUCAAUGACAAGAUCUUUAAAAAAUGAUAGUAUAUCUUUAAGUAGUCAAAGAACCUUGGGACAACAACAAAAACCUAUUGAUAAGAGAUCUCUAUAUUUGAAAGAAUCUGUAGCAUAA